AAUCAGCAUUUGGAGCCUAUUUACAUACUUAUGCGAGUCUUCAUUUAAAUUUUCUUAAAGAUAUUGCUGCCUAUCUUAAUUCAACUUUUUGGGCAUCAUUUGCCUUCGGUCGUCUUUGUGGAAUUCCACUAUCGACUAAAUUAUCUUCAUUGCAAAUGAUCUUUAUCGAUUUAAUCGGUUGUAUUGGUUCACUCGUACUUCUUUUUGUUUUUAAUAAAUCAUCAAUUAUCUUAUGGAUUGGUUCAAUUCUGUUCGGACUUUUUAUUGCUUCAAUUUAUCCAUCGACAAUAUCCUAUACUGAGGAACAUAUUAAAUUGAAUGGUAAACGCAUGUCAAUUUUGGCUAUUGGUGGUUCGAUGGGUGGGGCAAUUAUACCUCUUCUAAUUAGUUUCUGUAUGAAUUCAAUAUUGAUCGGUACUAUUGGCUUUAUUCUCGUCACACUUGCUGUUAUGAUCUUGGCUUCUAUACUUUUCGGACUUAUUGUAUUCUAUAUCGGUAAACGUUAA
Molecule: messenger RNA, 506 nt
Organism: Rotaria sp. Silwood1
Lineage: Eukaryota; Metazoa; Rotifera; Eurotatoria; Philodinida; Philodinidae
Source: the annotation of a GenBank genome assembly